AUGGCUAACUUGUGUACCAACAGUCGCGACUCUCCGUACACCUCGACGGCUCCAGGCUCGUCUUUGGUCCAACUGAGCCCUGCGGCACUCGUCGAGUAUCACCGGCUUCAACUGUAUGACUACGCUCAAGUAGCCAGCAGAUUUCGGUUCUCUCAUCCAGCUUUUGUUCCAGCAUACUCAUUGAGCCCGUAUAGUGAUGCUCAGCCACCUCUCCCUUAUGGUCUCUCGCCCUUUGUUCGCUUUGACCCCCGCACUCGUCUGUUACACGAGGACCCCAAACCUCAACAUUCUUAUAUCGGCCUGAUCGCAAAAGCCAUAUUGAGUUCAAAUGAGAAGAAAAUGGUACUGAGUGACAUCUAUCAGUACAUACUGGACAACUAUCCCUACUUUCGAAACCGAGGGCCCGGCUGGAGAAAUAGCAUCCGCCACAAUCUCUCUCUCAACGACUGCUUCAUAAAAGCUGGACGCAGUGCUAACGGAAAAGGUCACUAUUGGGCCAUUCACCCAGCCAACAUGGAAGACUUCAAAAAGGGGGACUUUCGACGUCGUAAGGCACAACGAAAGGUCCGUCGACAUUUAGGAUUGGCUGUACCGGAAGAAGACGACAGUCCGAGUCCUACACCUCCACCAGAGGUCAGCCCUAGACCCGACAGAGCUAUGGUCAGUUCUGGAGAAGAAAAAGUUAGCACAGAAACGGUCAACUGUCAUACUAGAAAAAGGCUGUUCGAUGUAGAAAGUCUGUUAGCUCCCGACCAGGGUGAGAAUGAUCAUGAAAAUAGAAAACCUACAAUGGAACAACGAGAGGAUGGAAAAGGGCAGUUCCAGCCUCAGAUGUCUGUUUCAUCUCUAGGAGGGUUGGCACUCUCUGUCCCAACCGUCUGGACGACCGGUCAGUCAUUUUCUGCAGCUACUAUGCUGGCUUGUCCAGUCCGCCCGUCAGUUCCGGGGUAUGGUCGACCCCUGUUUUUUCCUUCGCCCGUAGAUUCCCUUGUCCAGCGGUUUCAGAGCCGUGUACCAAAGUUUGGUCCGAUCUCUGAAGAAAUUGACCAUUCUGGCGUGUAAGAAGCAAACCUAAGUCUCGUAAGCCUAGAAGCAAUAUACUGUACCAUAUACGUGCGUUCGUAAUUAUGUGCUUAAAGUUUAUUGUAUAUGUAAGAAAUAAUUAUGUGAUGAAAUUUAUUUGUAUAUUUAUUUUAUGUAAGAGCGUCUGUAAGAUCCUGCACCAAAAACUGAGUAGAAGUCUCGUCAAAAAAUCGAAAAAUAAUUAUUUAGUUUAUACAGAGAACGGUCAACAUUCCCGAUCGUGAUUUCUCACCCAGAUUAUAGUGACUGAGCUUAUC
This is a messenger RNA of Limulus polyphemus (Atlantic horseshoe crab), 1340 nucleotides long. RefSeq names its product fork head domain-containing protein FD5-like. Gene Ontology annotation, molecular function: DNA-binding transcription factor activity, RNA polymerase II-specific; RNA polymerase II cis-regulatory region sequence-specific DNA binding. The transcript has a single exon. The record is from RefSeq and is a predicted model, not a curated record. Gene Ontology annotation, biological process: anatomical structure morphogenesis; cell differentiation; regulation of transcription by RNA polymerase II. NCBI's taxonomy places the organism in Eukaryota, Metazoa, Arthropoda, Merostomata, Xiphosura, Limulidae. The coding region runs from base 1 to 1062 and encodes 353 amino acids.